Messenger RNA from Fusarium subglutinans, 1242 nucleotides. RefSeq lists its product as uncharacterized. The coding region runs from base 1 to 1242 and encodes 413 amino acids. The record is from RefSeq and is a predicted model, not a curated record. The transcript has 3 exons. NCBI's taxonomy places the organism in Eukaryota, Fungi, Ascomycota, Sordariomycetes, Hypocreales, Nectriaceae.
AUGCGUCUGAUUCUACUCCUCUAUGCUCUACAGGGCGCUGCCCUUGCUCAAGAGCCUCAAACGCAUAUUAAAGAAUUCUGUGAAACGAGCAUGAGCAGAACGCCGGUUGCUCAUGCACCUAGAGUCACUAUCAGUACGAAGGUCAAAUUAACCGCGAGAAAACCAUAUUGCAAAAGGAAACAUGAGCAUGAAACCAUCACGAUCAGCCAAGCUACUGUCACUAGCACGGUCUUUACCAGGUCUAUCUUUACCGUUUCGGUUACCGCUCCCCAAAAGCUUAAGACACUCACCAUCACAAAGACCCUCACUGAAACAGCGGUGACGACUCCCACUUUCCACAAAACUGAUACGACAGCUGUUACUACCACUUCAACUCUAACAUCGACUAUCACAGUCCCAACGAUCUCCGGAUUUGUCCCUAUUAUCUCGACAUCAGGUUUUGUCCCCCGCCAGAGAAGUCUAUCUAAACGAGACUUGCCCAGGGGGAAUGCUUGGGAGGACAUUAUUCGAGUUUUCCCCUCGCUAGUCUUUCCUCGCAAACUUAAGCCCAAGGAUGAACCCAAGUACCUAGAGGACCCUUGUACCAUCAAAAUCGAACCGGGCGAUAAAAACCAUCCCGUCCAGCCAACUCAAUCCCGGGGCAUGGUCCUGUGCUAUAAAUCCGUCCAGAUUACCAAAACCGUGCUCUUCAAAAGUUGUAUAGCUUGGACGAAAACAAUAACACUUGAUCAAAAAACCGUUGUAAAGCAUGAAGUUACUGGAGGAUGGGUCACGAGUACAAUUACAGAAGCUGAUACCACAAUGACGGCGGAUGACACUGUAACGGAAACCUCGACACUCACUAAAGAAACUAGAACGGACAUCACCGGGGAAGUUGAAACUGUGACUCGAACAGAUCUCGCCCCAGCCGAAAGUUCCUGGGCUGCUUGCAACGCUGAAAAUCUCAUCAAUGCGGCAAACGGCGGACAUGGGAUCAAUGCAGUCAAUAUCGGAAAGAACAUUUACAAUGUUCUCCCACUAGUCGCUCCUUACGACUGUUGUGUCGAGUGCCAAAAGCGGCCAAAUUGCAUCUUUUCAGCUGCCUAUCAUCACAAGUGUUACCUUAUCAUUGGUACUGCCUGUCUUCCAGGCCAUACAUUUGAUACGAGCUUUACCACAUUAAAGAAAUUACUCCCUGAGAAUGGGCCUACGCUGAGUAAUGGCCAUUGUGGCCAUAUCCGGAACGCUGGAGAUGCUGGGUGA